AUCUGGAGAACUUGCUUCAACUUUCACUCUCGACAGAAUCACGUAAUAGCAGCCAUUUCUGAUUUUGCGAUCAACUUCUGUCGAGUUCAGCAAAUUCAGGUGACCAAUCACCACACCAAGAGCGGAAAUGUCAACACGCAAAUCCAGCCGCGCAACCAAAGCGGUGAAAUACACGUCUGCAUCUGAAGGGUCUGAUUUCGAAGACAAGAAGCGCAAGCCCCGAAAGACUUCUACAGCUCCCUCCAAAAGACCUACAAAAAGCACAAAAGCAGAAUCGAACGCAUUAGAAGGAAAGGCCCCCCUCGCCCCCAAGCGUCUCGCCGAACCCGACAACAACGACGAAGACGACGACACAGCAAAACCCCCCAAAUCCAAGCGCCAAAAGAAAUCCCCCAGCACACUCGCCACCGAAGCUCACGAAAAACAAGCCAAAGCCGACAAAGCCUUACACAAACAACAAUGGCAAGACUGGCUCGCAUCCCACUCUGUCGAGGGCGAGAUGCUAGAAGAUGAGCCCGACAAGGAAGAAAGCAUCACGCAGACCGACGCGCUGAAGAAGUACGGGCUCAAGAAAGAGGAAUUGGGUUCGUUACUGCGGUACGAGAAGAAGAACCCGCUGUAUGGGGGCACGAUGAAGUUAUUUCUUGAAGAGAAUGUGAGGGAGUUGGGGUUUAGGAAGGUGGGGAUGCUGGAGGGAGUGGAGGGGGGUGAUGAGGAGGUUUUGAGGAUGGGGGAGGAGAUUUGGAAAGCGGAAAAUAAAGACGACCCCGAGUCUGAAGAUGAAGACAAGCCGAUGAAGCCAGAGAAGAACGACAGGUCUGCGCCGGCGAAAGAGAAGAAGGACGCCCCAGCCAAACCCACCAAAUCAGCCAAAGAUAAGACACCCAAGCAAAAAUGGUCCGCAUACCUAUCCGCACACACCAUUGCCGCCGACUCGAACCUCACCGAAGAGCCAUCGGACGUCAUUAACCAAACAGAAUGUAAGAACAAGUACGGUCUCACGCCCCAGGACCUAGCUUGUUUAUCUUUCUUCCCUAAAAAGAACCCAGUGUACGGGAAGAUAAUGAAGUUGUUUGAAGAGAGUGAGGUGAAAAAGUUGGCGUAUGUGAAGAUUGCUGUUUUGGCGGGGGUGGAGGACGAUGGUGAGGAUGAAGGGGCGUUGGUGAAGGAAGGGAGAAAGAUUUUCGAGGAGCAGCGAAAGGAUGAGGAUGAAGAAUAGACGGUGGUUGUUCGCAGAUCACGAGCGGAAUAGUCUGCAAUGACCGAUAGAAGUCUUGGUAUAGUUACGAAAGUGAUUU
Molecule: messenger RNA, 1298 nt
Organism: Alternaria rosae
Lineage: Eukaryota; Fungi; Ascomycota; Dothideomycetes; Pleosporales; Pleosporaceae
Exons: 2
Coding region: 128-1219 (363 amino acids)
Source: RefSeq, a predicted model, not a curated record